Molecule: messenger RNA, 2686 nt
Organism: Dromiciops gliroides (monito del monte)
Lineage: Eukaryota; Metazoa; Chordata; Mammalia; Microbiotheria; Microbiotheriidae
Gene: L3MBTL1
Product: L3MBTL histone methyl-lysine binding protein 1
Exons: 22
Coding region: 141-2624 (827 amino acids)
Biological process (GO): regulation of DNA-templated transcription
Cellular component (GO): nucleus
Molecular function (GO): zinc ion binding; protein binding
Source: RefSeq, a predicted model, not a curated record
UCGCCCGUACGUUUCUGCAGAGGAGGCGGGUCCGCCCCCCGUGCGCGCAGGCGCGCGCCCAGCCUGGGAAGCCGCAGGCUCAGCGUUCAGUGACCACAGGCUGGUUAUUGUAGGUGGCUGGUGGGGCCCUUGGGUGGCCCAUGGAUGGGAGAGUGGAGAUGGAGAUGUUAAGGACCUUGAAGGGCACUGCUGCUGGGGAGGUCAGCGUCCACCUGGUUGCCAACGACAGCACUGGCCACCUGCCAGCCACCACCUUCAUCAUCCCAGCCAACACCACGACCAUCAGCCUCCCCACCAAUACCUUAGAGAUCCCACGGUUCCCCAGGGAGUCUACAAGAGCAGGAGGACCAGAGCGGGCUCCAGGGAGCGAGCCCGUCACAGCUACCGUCCUCCCCCAGCUCAGUUCGGGGCAGGCUGGAAAUACUGUCAGAGUUCUUGAGUGGAAGGAUGGGGCAACCUCCCUACCUGGGAGCAACCUACGGCUGCGGAUCAGUGACUAUGGAACGCUGAAGGUGGUGGGCGCAGACAAGAUAACCUCCCCAGAGCUGCUGAGGGAAGACUCGGACCCAGACAGAGCCCCUCAGGGCCCAGCAGGUGGUGGGGAUGCGGCCUCCCAGAUGCAAGAGUGCCCUCAGGGACGCCAAGAGGAGGAAACUCUGGGCCAUUGUCAUAUGUGUGGGCGUCAGAAUGUGUCAGGGCCAAUCAGGGGUUUCUGCAGUGAGCAGUGCCAUCGACAAUUCAAAGAACGAUCUGUGAUUGUGGAGAAUUCAGGGGGCAGCAACAACACAUCAGACCUCCUGAAGCCUGUGAAGAAGAGGAAGAGGAAGGAGUAUCAGAGCCCCUCCGAGGAAGAAUCUGAGUCUGAACCUCUGGAGAAACAAGAAGAACGGAAGAGCCUGGAGGCUGAGCCCACCAUUGACACCCCCGAAAGUGAGGAAUGGAGUAGCCAGCCUGGACCCGGCGAGGAGAAGAAGGAUGGGUGGUCAUGGGCCAGUUACCUGGAGGAACAGAAGGCCAUCGCUGCACCACUGGAUCUCUUCCAUGAUUGCCAGGCUUUCCCUCAGAACAAGAACGGCUUCAAACUGGGCAUGAAGCUAGAAGGAAUUGACCCUCAGCACCCAUCCAUGUAUUUCAUCCUCACAGUGGUGGAGGUUUGUGGGUACCGGAUGCGUCUGCACUUUGAUGGCUAUUCUGAGUGCCAUGACUUCUGGCUCAAUGCCGAUUCCCCCAACAUCCACCCCGCUGGUUGGUUUGAGAAGACCGGACACAGGCUACAGCCCCCCAAAGGUUACAAGGAGGAGGAGUUCAGCUGGAGCAACUACCUGCGCAGCACCAAGGCCCAGGCUGCCCCCAAGCACCUGUUUUCCAGCCAUAGCAAUAGCUCAGUGCCCACAGGUUUCCAGGUGGGCAUGAAGCUGGAGGCUGUGGACCGCAUGAAUCCCUCCCUCAUCUGUGUGGCCAGUGUCACUGACGUGGUGAAUGGUCGUUUCUUGGUGCACUUUGACAACUGGGACGACACUUACGAUUACUGGUGUGACCCCAGCAGUCCUUACAUCCACCCUGUUGGCUGGUGCCAGAAGCAAGGAAAACCCCUGACCCCUCCACAAGAUUAUCCAGAUCCUGAUAGUUUCUGCUGGGAAAAAUACCUAGAAGAGACUGGAGCCUCUGCUGUCCCUUCCUGGGCCUUCAAAGUGCGACCACCCCACGGCUUCCUCAUCAACAUGAAGCUUGAAGCUGUGGACCGAAGAAGUCCAGCUCUGAUUCGGGUGGCCAGUGUGGAAGACGUGGAAGACCACAGGAUAAAGCUCCACUUCGAUGGCUGGAGUCACGCCUACGACUUUUGGAUUGAUUCUGACCAUCCUGACAUACACCCUGUGGGCUGGUGCUCCAAGACUGGCCAUCCCUUACAGCCCCCACUCAGACCCAGAGAGCCCAGCUCUUCCUCUCCUGGGGGCUGCCCCCCACUCAGCUGUAAGAGCCCACCUCACGUUAAGACCUCCAAGUACAGUUUUCACCAAAGGAAGUGCCCCACACCCGGCUGUGACGGCUCUGGCCAUGUCACUGGAAAGUUCACAGCCCAUCAUUGCCUCUCAGGCUGCCCACUGGCCGAGAGGAACCAGGGCCGAGUGAAAGCUGAGCUGUCAGACACCGAGGCCUCUGCACGCAAGAGGAACCUCAUUGGCUUUGCCCCCAGGAAGAAAUCCCGACACCACGGCCGGAUUGGACGCCCUCCAAAGUACCGGAAAAUCCAGCAGGACGACUUCCCGGCUUUGCCCCCCGACAACAUGCACCAAUCCUUCUUCAUGUCGGCCUUGCCAGCUCACCCGGGUCGUUCUUUGUCCACAUGCUGGGAGCAACACUGCAAACUUCUGCCGGGGAUAGCGAGUGUCAAUGCAGCAUCGGUGACCAAAUGGACCAUCGAGGAGGUCUUCAGCUUUGUCCAGAUUCUGACGGGUUGUGAUGAACAAGCUAAACUCUUCAGAGAUGAGAAGAUUGAUGGCGAGGCCUUCCUUUUGCUGACACAGGCGGACAUCGUGAAGAUCAUGUGCAUCAAGCUGGGCCCAGCCCUGAAGAUCUAUAAUGCCAUUCUCAUGUUCAGAAAUGCCGAUGAUACCUUAAAGUGACUGUUUCCCUGGUCCGGGACUCCCAAUCAUCAGGGUCCUCCCCCUCCUACUGACAUCUCCUU